AUGGUCUGCACAGUGGUAGUUCUUGGCAUGGCAGUCUUCUUUGUUUGGUGCAUGGUGCAAGCUGUGGAACAUUUCGACUACUCUAAGUACAAGUCGUCGUACAAGAUACAGGCUGUCCUCAAUUGGUUGAAGAAGCACGGUGUAGACCUGAGCAAAAUGGACUGGUCCACCAUCUUCGCCACGUUUCGAGGUCAGCUAAUGGACACGCUGACUGCCGUCAUUGCCUUCUCAGAGGGCAUUGUACUAACAUCGCUGAUGUUCUUCUUCUGCUUGUAUGCGAUGCUGCCGAAUCCGCACGACAAGAGGACAUUUCACCGACCCCUAAACCACCCUGAGCAGAGUACGGGUUUACAGUUCAUUACAGGGCUUCUUUGCCAAAGGUUUCGAGGCCUCACUACCGACUCCCACCUUCAUCCCCGUCUUUCGGGUUUUUGUAGUACUGCGGUAGGACGAAAGUUCGUCGCACUCUGUGUCGCUCUUGAACACGGUACGCACGCCUUUUCCCCUAGCCCUAGACUCCUGCAUCAAGUCCUCUGA
Molecule: messenger RNA, 537 nt
Organism: Symbiodinium necroappetens
Lineage: Eukaryota; Dinophyceae; Suessiales; Symbiodiniaceae
Source: the annotation of a GenBank genome assembly